AAAGAUCUAGAUUCUUCGGAUUUGUAAGACCUCGAGUUAAACUAUAUACGAGCGGUAUGGCAGGCCCAUUGUCAGAAAUCACCACGAAACUCUUGCAACACAACUCAGAAGCUAUAAUCAUCAAAACUGUAAGAUCAUGGCAUCGUCGACACCUCCAUCGUCAGCGUCCAAAAGUCCUCCCGCACCACCAACAUCAAAAUCCCAUCUCCGCAUAGCUCGCCCAACGAACAACAUUUCAACAAUCCUUCCAUUCUAUACCGAAGGUCUCGGUUUCACUAUCUUAUCAUCCUUCACCGCUCACGCCGGGUUCGACGGCGUCAUGCUUGGACAUCCUGGGGCACCAUACCAUCUUGAAAUCACGACAAAAGAUGGCCAUGACGCGGGACGAGCUCCGACGCAAGAGACCCUACUGGUUUUCUAUCUGCCGGACAAAAGUGAGUGGAAAGAAGCAGUUUCGCGAAUGGAAAAGGCUGGGUUUGGGGCGGUGCCAAGUUUCAACCCGUAUUGGGACGUGCAAGGGAAUACUUUUGAGGAUCCGGAUGGGUGGAGGGCGGUGUUGCAGAAUGCGACAUGGAAUUCUUAAAAGAAAGUAUCGCUUUGCAUUG
This is a messenger RNA of Mytilinidion resinicola, 605 nucleotides long. Its product is annotated as prolyl endopeptidase. Lineage: Eukaryota; Fungi; Ascomycota; Dothideomycetes; Mytilinidiales; Mytilinidiaceae. The coding region runs from base 137 to 583 and encodes 148 amino acids. The transcript has a single exon. The record is from RefSeq and is a predicted model, not a curated record.